Messenger RNA from Ordospora colligata OC4, 1395 nucleotides. Its product is annotated as serine/threonine kinase. The record is from RefSeq and is a predicted model, not a curated record. NCBI's taxonomy places the organism in Eukaryota, Fungi, Microsporidia, Ordosporidae. Bases 1 to 1395 code for a protein of 464 amino acids. Gene Ontology annotation, cellular component: cytoplasm. Gene Ontology annotation, biological process: intracellular signal transduction; protein phosphorylation. Gene Ontology annotation, molecular function: protein serine/threonine kinase activity; ATP binding. The transcript has a single exon.
AUGAGCUUGCCAAAAAGACUACUCAACUUCAAGAUCACAGGCCAAAUAGGCACAGGAAGCUAUGGUGAUGUUUUUUUGGCUGUAGAUAGCAUCACAGGCACUAAUGUUGCAAUCAAAAUAAUUAGGAAUACAUUAACAGGAAUAAAUCCAGAUAUCGAGUCACACAUACAAUCAAUGCUCAAUCACAAAAAUAUAUGCAGACUCUACGGGUGCUUCAGCAUAAAGAAUGCAUCUGCGCUGGUCAUUGAGCUUAUAAACGGCCUGGAUCUUCACAAGUUUAUUAGAGUAUAUGGAAGAUUUGAUGAGAGCCAUGCAAAACAUCUCUUCAUUCAAAUGGUGCAGGCUGUUGACUAUUUGCAUAGUCAUUCUAUCAUUCACAGAGACCUGAAAUUAGAGAAUGUCAUUGUUGCAGACGGGACAAUCAAGAUAUGUGACUUUGGUCUUUCAUCGUUCUACAGCACAGAAUCUUUGCUGAGUGACUUCUGUGGAACCCCGCAAUGUGCAGCGCCAGAAAUCAUAAAUGGUGUGCCAUAUAUUGGGCCUGAGGUCGACAUAUGGUGCCUGGGCGUGAUUCUUUAUGCAAUGGUUCAUGGAAGGUUGCCGUUUGAAGACUACGGCAACAAGGCCAUCAAUACACAUACCCUGAGUUCAAGACUGAGGAUCGAUGAAUCAUUGUCGUACAACCUUAAGGAUCUCAUAAAGCGAGCAAUACAACCAAAUAGAUCAUCGCGUAUAACCAUGCAUCAAAUGCUAGAUCAUCCGUGGUUAGGUAUUAAGAAGAAGAAGUAUAAGCGAGAUAUUGUUUUUAUUGAUAAAGGCAUUGUUGAGAAACUCUUUGUGAUUGGAAUUGACAAGGAUCAUACGUACAGAGCACUAAGCAACAGAGAGUCCAUAGAAACCUCAAUGUAUUGCUUACUAAAGCAAAAUCCCUUCGCAAUCGACAGAAAAGCUAUGGAAAGAAAUGCAAAUUGUCUAGGCAUCAUCAGAAUCGAUACAUCAUACGACUCAAACUCCAUGCAAGAGCAGAAGAUGCAUCGUGCAAGCAUUGAAAAAAACAAGAUUUUAUAUAGCAUGAUCUCACCAAGGCGAGGAUGUAUUCCAUUCAUAUGGAGCACAAGAAUGCAUGUUGUCGAAAGAGAUUUAAACAUUCCCAUCGACCAAUCUAAAAUAUUGAUUGAGCAGGUCUUGCAGAAAUACAAAGAAACUGUUAUCACAAAACAUUCAAAAUACACAAUCUGUCAUAGCGCAGGACUUAAAAUAUCCAUCGAGCUUACACAAUGCACGCCAUUCACCAAAUGCAGCUUUCAACUCAUUAAAGGCACAAAGAUCGAGUUUGUGGACUUCAUUAUCGACUUUAUUAGAGUUACGGAUCAUAUGUUUUGUUCUAUCAUGUAG